Brassica napus (rape) is the source of this 1138-nucleotide messenger RNA. Its product is annotated as kunitz trypsin inhibitor 4-like. The transcript has a single exon. The record is from RefSeq and is a predicted model, not a curated record. NCBI's taxonomy places the organism in Eukaryota, Viridiplantae, Streptophyta, Magnoliopsida, Brassicales, Brassicaceae. Gene Ontology annotation, molecular function: endopeptidase inhibitor activity. The coding region runs from base 327 to 1127 and encodes 266 amino acids.
UCGUAAUUAGUUGGUUUAAGAUGCCAAAAAAAUUAUUUACUUGGUGAAUAUAAUACAUCAAAUAUUACAAAUACAUUAUUUAGUUAAAUAAAUAACUAAAAACCGAAAAUUCAAACCCGCGCUGGCGCGCAGAUGAGGGUCUAGUUUCCCUAAAACAAUACACGGAUAAAUACCAAUCACAUGCAAAGCUGUAUAUGAUUGUAUACACGUAUCCAAAGCUGUAUAUGCAUGUAUACACGGAUAAAUACCAAUCACAUGAACUCACAUUUACUUCAUCCAGUGACAAACAACUCUAGCCAACCACAUAAACUCAAAAAAAGGAGAAGAUGAAUACUUUGUUUUACUUCCUUCUUGCCUCAACCGCAGUUUUGGCCACCACAGCAAACGCGAGCGAACCAGUUGUCGACGCUGAUGGUGAUCUCAUAUCCGACGGCAGCUACUAUGCUGUCCCCGUCUCCGACAAUGAAGGUGGCCUGACUCUCGGUUCCGGUGGUGGCAACCAAUGUCCCUUUUAUAUCGGACCGGAAUUAUCAACGAAGAACAAGGGCCUUGCCCUAAAAUUCUCAAACUGGGGGUCAUGGGCUGAGUUCGUUCCCGAAUCAGAGAACCUCAACAUCGAGAUGAACGUCCCCCCAUCUACGAUCUGCGGUCAGUCCUCCUAUUGGUGGCUCACUGAGACUCAGAGUAAAGGAUUGCUGUUCAUAGCAGCUGGUCCUAAGCCAGAAACCGGAAAAGAUUCGUCCAAGAGUUUCUUCCAGAUCAAGAAAGCUGGUGAUUUUCUUCGCGGUUACAAGUUUGUGUAUUGUCGUAACGAUAAGAGCUGCUACGAAUUUGGGAUGGUUGUGGACAGAUUUGGCUAUAACCGUUUGGCUCCAGCCAAUCUGCCAUUCCUCGUUGACUUCGUGAAAGCUGACAAGACAGAGACUUCGUCAAAGUCCAAGACAGACAGCUUCGUUAAAGACUACAAAGAGUUCGUUGAGUUAGAGGAUAAGAGUUUUAACUUGCACAAUAGUAAUAAAAUUGUAUCCGUGUGUUCUAUGUUUUCAUUGUUCAUCUUUAAUGGAAUUCCCGAUAUAUUAUUUGAUAAGCAUUACAACUUUUGUAGCCACGUGUCAUCACUAGUAUGAUUCUUAGAAUC